Molecule: messenger RNA, 306 nt
Organism: Phytophthora megakarya
Lineage: Eukaryota; Oomycota; Peronosporomycetes; Peronosporales; Peronosporaceae
Source: the annotation of a GenBank genome assembly
AUGUACGCAGACGUGGAACGUCAUGUCAAGGAGUGCGUUGACUACGCGAGUGGUAACGGGCAUCCGUCUAACCCUGGCCCAUCUCCUGGAAACAUCGAACCAAGGUGGCCAUUUGAAGUAGUAUCGAUGGAUUCCGUGACGCACAUGCCGAAGUCAAGCGAUGAAGACAUGUUCUCAGGAUUCGUGAUGUGCACACCGAUGUCCUCCACCAUAGCUCAGGACGUAGCAGAAUCGUAUGAGGUGCGGGUGUUCAGGAUGUUUGGCGCUUCAGAAUUAACCCACCCGAUCAAGAUCCGAGGUUCAUGA